AUGGAAAGCAGCGCUACGCGUUUAAAAGCGACUCAUAAAGAUCUUGCCAAGUGGUUUGAAGAGACGUACAACCAGCCGAUUGACUGGGCCUCGAUAACCCGAAUCCUCUCGCCGAAAUACGCGUUUAUCGAUGAGCUAGCACCGCAUCAAUUGAAGGAUAAAAGACGCCGUACUGAGCAGUGGCCGGAGUUAGAAAAAGCUGUUAUGGACUGGAUAAGACUAGCUGAGGUAGAAGCACCCAUCUCACAAGAAUCUACACGCUAUAAAGCACAGCAAUACUGGCCACAUCUUUAUCCUAAUAACCCGGUACCCUCAUUCAGUAAUGGGAUCAUCCAAGCCUGGAAAGCUUUAUGGAAGCGACAAUGGGUUCGAUAUAUUGUCGACGAAUUUGAUCGUGGCAUUGACCCUCUAUCUAUAAUGACAAUUCUUCGUGCUGUGCGCUGGGUAGUCAAUAUAUGGGAAGAUCAAGUAACAUCAACAACAAUUACUAAUUGCUUUAAAAAAGCUCUUCAUGAUGAAACUGAAGCCGAGCUCGAGACCGCAAUACUGAUACAGGACCUGCAGCUCACAAAUCGGGUUCAAGAUGUCAUGGAUAUCCGCCAAUUUUUGAAUCCGCUGGACGAGCAGGUCAAUGAUUCGAUAAUGGAUAUUGAUGCUAUUGUUUUGAGCUAA
Talaromyces stipitatus ATCC 10500 is the source of this 672-nucleotide messenger RNA. RefSeq lists its product as uncharacterized. The transcript is spliced from 2 exons. The coding region runs from base 1 to 672 and encodes 223 amino acids. Gene Ontology annotation, molecular function: nucleic acid binding. The record is from RefSeq and is a predicted model, not a curated record. Lineage: Eukaryota; Fungi; Ascomycota; Eurotiomycetes; Eurotiales; Trichocomaceae.